Anopheles maculipalpis is the source of this 1472-nucleotide messenger RNA. RefSeq lists its product as uncharacterized. Bases 12 to 1472 code for a protein of 486 amino acids. The record is from RefSeq and is a predicted model, not a curated record. The transcript is spliced from 5 exons. NCBI's taxonomy places the organism in Eukaryota, Metazoa, Arthropoda, Insecta, Diptera, Culicidae.
CAGCAUCAAAGAUGAGUUCCAGUCCGCCCGUACACGUGCUGGAAGCGAUUCACGCCUUCGUUGCCAAGAUGGGCAUCCGGGAGCCACGGUUAACCGUGUCGAGCGGGUCCCGCAACGGCGACAGCUACUCGGGUGACGUUUACCGGAUCGUCAUCGCGCCCGGCAGCCGGGACAUUGAAGACUUUGAGAACAACAACAAUACGAACAGUAGCAACCGGAUGCACCACAGCAACCACCAUGGUGCAACCAAAGUGUCCAACGUUGACGCAAAUGGCAACGAAGAUGGCGGCGAACUUCUGGACCCAGGGCUGCUGUUUGCCGAGCUUCCGAAGCCGAUCAGCGUCAUUGCGAAGGUAGCACCGACGACGAGCCUGCGCCGCUCGCUGUACAACAGCUCCGCGCACUUCCAGCGCGAGAAGUACGUCUUCGAUGUGGUGCUUCCGAUGUUCGAGCGUUUCCAGCAGGCGCGCGGUUUGCGCACGGUCAAAAGCUUCUCACACUACCCGAGCGUAAUCGUGUCCGAGUGCUGCGAGGGCUUCGAGUACAUUCUGCAGCGCGAUCUGAUGGCGCAGGGCUACCGCAACUUUCCGCGCACCGAACCGCUCGCGUACGAGGACGUGCUGCUGGUGCUCACCCAUCUGGCCCAGUUCCACGCGAUCUCGUUCGCGAUGCAGCAGCAGGCACCGGACGCGUACGCACAGAUUGUGAACCAGCUGCACGAGACGAUAUUUGUGCCGCCGCUGCACAGCUCGUUCGUGGACUUUCUGCAGCGCAAGGUGGACUAUGCGAUCGAGACGCUGCAGCGCAAUCCGGAGACGGGCGAUGGGGCGGUCGCCGAGCGGCUGUGCCGGUUUCGGGACGAGUACGGGCAGGCGAUGGUGGACUGUGUGCAGAACCGGGACGAUACGGUCAUCUGCCACGGGGACUGCUGGAUCAGCAACAUUCUCUACCGGCCAAUGCCGACACAGCGUAACGGUAUCGACGAUGGGCAUAACAACAAUGGUUUCAACAAUCAUCAGAUUCACCACCAGCCAGCGACCGCGAAAGAGCUCAAGUUUCUCGACUGGCAGGUGGCCCGCUGUGCCACGCCCGCCAUUGACCUGUCCUACUUCAUCUUCUGCUGUACCGACAGUGAGCUGCGCGAGCGUCUGCCGGAGCUGCUGCGCAAGUAUCACAGCGCACUGAUUCGUCGCAUCGAUGAGCUGGGCACCGUCAAUGGGCGCGACCUGUUUCCCUUCGAACGGCUCCAGAUGCACAUGAAGAAGUACGCCCGGUUUGGUUUCGGCAUGGCAUUGAUGACGCUUCAUUCGACCUGCUGCGUGGAAAAGGAUCUGCCAAAUGUAUCGGCCGCACUGGAAACAACCGAGCUGGUCGAUAUCGAUGAGCUCGCCAAGGAUAUGCUGUACAAUCCGGCAUACAUCAAGCGAAUGUCGGGCGUUUGUCGGGAUAUGGUACGGUUCGGUUAUCUGUAA